AUGGCGAAUCUCGCCUCGUCGUAUCAAGUGGGAGACUACGUGCCGUUGGCAAGGAAAGGCCAGUUUAACAAUAUGCGGACGCACUGGCACGACGCCAUUGGGCGGCACUGCCCGCGAUUCGGCAUCAACCGAGAGGUGGCUUUACCCAUCCCGCGCCCUGUGGGGUUUGAAAUGGCAGAACAUUCGUAUAAGAUGUCGCUGUCAGUGGGCAAUGAGAAGUUUGUGACGCCAUGGCUGCUUGUGAUUGGUCGGAAGAGCCAGAACGUGCCGCUCAUUGAAGUGACCCUGACCCACUUCGCGGGCGACUUGAGGGGAGUGCAGGCGAAGGUGCACAACCUGCCUCACGAAUACCUGGAGCGGCAUCGGCAGCUGGCUCUGGAGUUCAGGAAUGAGUCGCACUGGCCCAAGCACGUGCUCAUGCGAUACACGUGGAACGAGUAUGCGGAGGUGGACGUCACAGCAGGUCUCCUCGUGCUCUUUGCCUCAACCUUCAUCCUCACAACGUUUCUUGCGGUCUACAUUCUGCAGUCGUCCAAAGACAAGCUCGCCAAGUUCAUGAACGAGCAGUUGGCAGAGAGCGCUGCUGCAGUGCCGGGAGGAGGGGAGGUGGCCAAAGUGGACUGA
Closterium sp. Naga37s-1 is the source of this 624-nucleotide messenger RNA. NCBI's taxonomy places the organism in Eukaryota, Viridiplantae, Streptophyta, Zygnematophyceae, Desmidiales, Closteriaceae. The record is from the annotation of a GenBank genome assembly.